This is a messenger RNA of Culex pipiens pallens (northern house mosquito), 5015 nucleotides long. Its product is annotated as ATP-binding cassette subfamily G member 4-like. Gene Ontology annotation, cellular component: plasma membrane. Bases 1431 to 4130 code for a protein of 899 amino acids. NCBI's taxonomy places the organism in Eukaryota, Metazoa, Arthropoda, Insecta, Diptera, Culicidae. The record is from RefSeq and is a predicted model, not a curated record. The transcript has 8 exons. Gene Ontology annotation, molecular function: ABC-type transporter activity; ATP binding; ATP hydrolysis activity.
GAUUCAGUCUGAGAGGAGUUUGCCAGACGAAAGGACGGACCGAAAAGUUCUCGUGCGCGGCCCCAAUCGUCUGCGAAAACCGACUUGAAAUUUGCAACUUUUUGGCCAAUUAUUCAAGUUGUGAAAUUGUGUAGUUUGCGGGAAACGUGCAUUUUAAGGAAGAUUUUCGACUUUGAGUUGUGGUAACAUUGUGGGGUGUUUUCUAAAUUUGAGGAUGACCUUUGUUGACCACUGCUGGGCUUCCAGGUAUCGAACAAGUCGACGGAGUUUGGCCCCGUGAAUUCUUCGAAUUUUGGACCUUUACAAAUCUGAGGAUGCUGCUAAUUCGACCCACCCAGCGGUGAAUUAUCAAACCAGAAGAAGCUUCAACCUGUAUUGUGAAGGGAAAAAAGUGAAAUAGACCAACAAAAUUUGUGAGCGAAUUUAAAAAUAGAAAAUAAUAAUAAUCUGAAUUCCGUAAACAGUGCUGCACCAAACGACGCUAAUGACGUGUUAAUCUGUUUGAAAACAAGAUUUUCAUCUAAUUAAGAAUGCUUGCUCGUGCAUGUUGAGUGAAAAUCUUUUUGAAGGUUUCCGAAAAAAAAUGAAAUCUUUAUAGAAAUCGAUCCUAGACUUUCCAGCAAAGUGCGAAAGUCAGCGUUUCGAGAGCGAGGAAAAUCCAAACAAUUUUCCAAAUCGAAGAGAGCCAGAGAGUGAAAAGUGCGCGUGAGAUAAAGUUUUCCACCGCGCGCUCUCCAGCGGCAAAGGUGUGUUGGUGUGCCAGAUGUGACGACCACAAUCGAGGAAAGAUUCAGAUGUUCAUCGGACAAGAUCUGCUCUGCCCGACUUGUCUUCCGGUGACAGCAGCCGCGGCGUCAGCAGUUUGUUUUCGUUGCGUUCUGAUAACGUAAUAAACAAAAGUCAGUUCGCCACACGCUCUCUCCUCUCUCAUCCCCUCACACUCGCUCUCUCUUUGUUUUCACCGUUUUCCCUCACCAUCGCCCUCUCGCGUAUAAAAUUCUCACGCUGAUAACGACGACGACGAGUAGGCGGCGGCGACGGCUGCUAGUGUGUUGGUGUGUGUUUGUUUGUUGUACUUGGAGUUCCGAGUGCAAGCGACCUCGGUGCGGCAGCAUUUAACAAGUUGGUUCAAAGGGAAAACCCGGAAGUGUGUGGCGCACCGGACCGGAGGAGAGGACGGGAAAAGAGCAUUUCGAUAUCUGCUGAAACACACACAGAAAAAACUUGAGCUCAAAUAAAUUGCGCUAGAAUCAUCACCACCGGAGUGACAAAUCUCUCUUUUCCCGAGUGGAACAGGUCAAAUUGGAAUACGCUUUGCAGUCAAAAUGAACUGAACGAAAAGCUUUCGCGGUUACGGUCAACCCUAGCCACACUCGCGGGAGCUCUUCGAGGACAGAAAUCCGUAACAGUCCGGGAAAAGAAUCUCCAAAAUGGCCGAUUCCGUCAGGACAAUCCACCGGAGUGACAGUGCCACGCUGAUGAACGCCGGUGGCGGAGUCAUGGGGCCAGGAACCGGCGGUGGACCAGCCCACCACGGCCACUACGAGCUGACCGAGGUAUCCGUGGUGGACAUUAACGCAUCGUUGGCCGCCUCGGCGCCCCUUCUGCCGACGCCACUGGCCAGCGCAGCAGCGUCGUCCUGUCCCGUGCCACUUCCGCCGUCAUCCGGAAGUGGUAGCGCAACUACGACUGGAGGCGCCACGACCGCGACGGGCUUCAGCAAUCUGUUCAACCUAUCCAACAGUGCGGACCUGACGGCGGUGGCGUACAACUCGUACACCCAGAACGUGCGCUGCAAGUCGCCACCGACGCUCGUGGACAAUCUCAAAAACGGGACCAUUGGAAACUCCCAGAGUGCUCUCUGCAACGGGGCCAUCAUGACGAACGGCCAGACCAAAGACUCGAACCUACCACACGGGCUGGUACGGAAAGUCCUCAACAACAGCGAGAACGGCCAGAAGAAGGGCAUGGUGUCCCUCACCCAUCUACCAAAGAGGCCCCCGAUCGACAUCGAGUUCGCCGAGCUGGCCUACUCGGUGCCCGAGGGUCACAAGGCCCACAAGCGCAGUUACAAGACGAUCCUCAAGGGCAUCAACGGCAAGUUCCGGUCGGGCGAGCUGACCGCCAUCAUGGGCCCGUCGGGGGCCGGCAAGAGCACGCUCAUGAACAUCCUCGCCGGUUACAAAACAUCCAACCUGAUAGGAUCGGUGCUGAUCAACGGCAAGGAGCGCAACCUGCGCAAGUUCCGCAAGCUGUCCUGCUACAUCAUGCAGGACGAUCGGCUGCUGCCGUACCUCACCGUACGGGAAGCGAUGAUGGUCUCGGCGAACCUGAAGCUCGGCAAGGACAUUUCGCUCGAGCUGAAGCGCGAGAUCGUCGAGGAGAUCAUCGAAACGCUUGGUCUGCUGGAGGCGGCCACCACGUUGGCGCUGAACCUGUCCGGCGGCCAGCGGAAGCGUCUUUCGAUCGCACUGGAGCUAGUAAACAACCCACCUGUAAUGUUUUUCGACGAGCCGACCAGCGGCCUGGACAGUGCGACCUGCUCGCAGCUGAUUAAUCUGCUCAAAUCGUUGGCCCGCGGAGGCCGCACAAUCGUCUGCACGAUCCACCAGCCGUCGGCACGUAUCUUUGAGAUGUUUGACAAUCUGUACGUGCUGACGGAGGGCCAGUGCAUCUACCAGGGCAUGGUCAACGGACUGGUGCCGUUCCUAGCCUCGCUGGGACUCGAGUGUCCCGGCUAUCACAAUCCGGCGAAUUAUGUCAUGGAAGUGGCCUGCGGCGAGCACGGUGACUGGAACAGCAAACUCGUAACGGCGGUCAACAACGGCAAGUGCAACAACUACAACCAGCCGCUGCUAGUGAAGAGUAAAUCCCAGAAGAAUGUCGCACUGGAGCGAGACACCAGCGUCGACCAACCACCGCCGGCGGAAAAGAUCGUCCUAUCGCUCGGCGCCGGCGAGGACGAUCUGGUGAAACCAUCCGCCAAGGAGUUCACCACGAUCAACAUGCCAUCUGCGGGCGCCGAACAGCCGCUCAACAACGACGGCAACAAGUUCUCGUCCGUACCGAGCAGUAAACCGGCGAUGGUCACCACGGCCACGAUGACGGAGGAAACGGGAAGUUCCGUCGUCACGAGCACCACCGCCGUAGGUUCAAACGCAUCCACAGCCGGUCCCGGAUCCACCGGGAUGCCACUCUCGGUGUCCUCGUCCAAGCCCACGUGCACCACGUCCCUGCUCGACUCGACCGAGAGCGUCAGCAUAGCCGUGCCCAAGAAGCUGACCGGCUUUCCCACCUCGGGCUGGAUGCAGUUCUGGAUUCUGCUCAAGCGCACCUUCAUCACGAUCAUGCGCGACCAAACGCUGACCCAGAUGCGCCUACUGUCGCACGUGAUCGUCGGCGCCAUCAUCGGCAUGAUCUACUACGACAUCGGGAACGACGCGGCCAAGAUCAUGAGCAACGCGGGCUGCAUCUUCUUCACCACCAUGUUUACGAUGUUCACGGCGAUGAUGCCCACGAUUCUAACCUUCCCAACGGAAAUGGCCGUCUUCGUGAGGGAACAUCUCAACUAUUGGUACUCGCUCAAGUCGUUCUACUUUGCUAAAACGGUCGCCGAUCUUCCAUUUCAAGUCCUCUUCACCAGCGUGUACGUGAUCGUCGUGUACUACCUGACGUCCCAGCCGAUGGAGCCAAAGCGGGCCGGAAUGUUCGUGCUGAUCUGCAUCCUGACGUCGCUGGUGGCGCAAAGCUUGGGCCUGCUGAUCGGGGCCGGCAUGAGCGUCGAGACGGGCGUCUUCCUCGGCCCGGUGUCAACCAUUCCGAUCAUCCUGUUCAGCGGGUUCUUCGUCAACUUUGACGUCAUCCCGAAGUACCUGCAGUGGCUGACGUACGUGAGCUACGUCCGGUACGGCUUCGAGGGCGCGAUGGUCUCCGUGUACGGGAUGGAGCGGGCCAAGCUGCAGUGCACGGAGAUUUACUGCCACUACCGGAGCCCGCAGAAGUUCCUCGAGGAGAUGUCGAUGGACAAGGCCGAGUACUGGAUCGACGCGACCGCCCUGUUUGGCUUCUUCAUCGGGCUGCGCGUCAUCGCGUACUUUGUGCUGCGCUGGAAACUGCAUUCCAUCCGUUAAGAACCUACCUAACUAAUUAUUAGCCACACUCUAUAGAGUAUAUAGAAUAGAGAAUUUGCAGCAAAGCUAAAAGACGCGUGUCGCCACCUAUGAACAAAUAGCGUAAACCUAUGAUUUUUAGAAAAAAUGUGUUUUUCCCUUCCUAAUCAACAUUUUUAUAAAACUUAUGCCGGAUUCAGAUGAGAAAAAUUAUUUCCAACAAUUUGGUGUAUAACUUUCCAAUAUUUGUUUGAUUUUUAUAUGAGAAAACUGUAAAUUUAGAAAAAGAUAUUAAUUUGGACUAUUUGGCAAGAAAGUCUGUCAAAAAUCAAUACAAAUUGUUGAAUAUACGUUAACACAUCUGUUAUCAACUAUAUAACUGUUUAUUUCAUUGGUAUAUACGGGGAAACUCAUUUUUUCGUGUUCCAAAACAUGUUUUUUAAAGAAAAAGGUCACAAAUUUUUGCGCGCCCAAAAGUUGAUGUUCAUUAUUUUAAAGCAAAAAAUUUUUCUCGUCUUUUGGAACCAGUUUCAUUAAGAUUGAUGCAGGGAAUCAUGAGAAAUAAGCGAUUUUGUUCUUCAAUCCAGCAGAAAGGAAUGCGAUUUUUGGCAAGUAACCUCAUUUUGGCGCCACCUACAUUUCAAACACAGUCGCGCUGCAAAACCUCAAUAGCAAGUAUAUCCCAUCUCUCUCUGUCUGUCUGUCUGUGGUCAUGUGUAUUUUCACCAUUUACAAAACCUAUAAUAUAAGCUCGUAUGUUUUUUUGUAAGCGAUAUUGUGCGCCCGAUAUUAAGUGAUUGUUAAGAAACAUGCUAGUGCAACCAUUCGAUAGCAGUAUAUCGAAAAAAUGCUUUAACUUAAAGGGGGAUGAUCAAUUUAUCAAACAUGAUUCGGAACAACCAUCAA